AUGUCUAAAACUACUCCUACCAAUACUGCCAUUUCAGCUCCUGUACAGAAGUCUAACGCUAAGAAGAAGACGACAAAAAAGGCUGGUGUGACAAAGUGUGGCGGCGUGUCCCUGGCUGCCCUUAAGAAGGCGCUGGCUGCCCAUGGCUACAAUGUAAAGAAGAACACCCGCCACAUCAAGCCUGGGCACAGGAGACCAGUGGGCAAAGGUGCCCCCGUGCAGACCAAAGGUGCCGGCGUCUCGGGGUUUGUCAAGCUUAACAAAAAGGCUGCUUUUGGCGAGGCCAACUCCAAGGCUAAGAAAAGCAAGACCGGGGAUGCCAAGACCAAGAAGCCUGCAGGUACCACCCUGAAAAAUCCUAAGAAUAGUGCAGGGGCAAAGAAGACUGUGAAGAAAACUCCAGAGAAAGCAAAGAAGCCUGAGGCAGCUGAAGUAAAGAAAGUUGCCAAAACUCCUAAGAAGGCCAAGGCUGCUGCCAAGCCUAAAAAGGCAGCAGAGAGCCGGGCAAAGCCCAAGGAGGUGAAGUCUAAGGCAUCCAAACCUAAGGUAACCAAGCCCGAGACAGCCAAGCCUAAGGCUGCCAAGGCAAAGGAGGCUGUUUCCAAAAAGAAGUAG
Apodemus sylvaticus (European woodmouse) is the source of this 615-nucleotide messenger RNA. Its product is annotated as histone H1.5-like. The transcript has a single exon. Lineage: Eukaryota; Metazoa; Chordata; Mammalia; Rodentia; Muridae. Gene Ontology annotation, molecular function: structural constituent of chromatin; DNA binding. The record is from RefSeq and is a predicted model, not a curated record. Gene Ontology annotation, cellular component: nucleosome. Gene Ontology annotation, biological process: nucleosome assembly. The coding region runs from base 1 to 615 and encodes 204 amino acids.